CAACCUGCUCGCUUUUGAGAUCAGUUGGUGAAUAAAUUCAGUCGUGUUCAAAUCGUCAGUUGUGAAGUUACUUAAUAAAAAAAUUACCUAAAAAAUGCGUUUGGGGGCAACAGUACCGAAUUUCAAAGCAGAGACCACUAAGGGUCCAAUUAGCUUUUACGAUUGGCAGGGGAAUUCUUGGGUUGUACUAUUCUCGCAUCCAUCGGACUUCACACCCGUCUGUACCACUGAACUGGGUCGCAUCGCUGUCCAUCAGCCGGAGUUUGCUAAGCGUAAUGCCAAGUGUUUGGCGCAUUCAGUGGAUGACCUGAAGUCACAUGUUGACUGGGUAAAUGACAUCAAGUCCUAUUGCCUGGAUAUUCCCGGUGAAUUCCCGUACCCCAUCAUUGCUGAUCCUCAUCGUGAUUUGGCUGUACUCUUUGGCAUGUUGGAUGAGGAGCAGAAGCGAGAUGUAGAAAUUGGCAAAACCAUACGCGCACUCUACAUCAUCAGCCCCGAUCAUAAAGUGCGUUUGUCGAUGUUCUAUCCCAUGUCCAUGGGCCGUAAUGUUGAUGAGAUUUUGCGUUGUCUCGACUCAUUGCAAUUGACAGACAAGCUGAAGGUGGUGGCCACACCCGCUAACUGGACGCCUGGUACGAAAGUUAUGAUUCUACCCGAUGUGACCGACGAGGAGGCAGAUAGACUAUUCCCAAAAGGCUUCGACAAGGUUUCAAUGCCGUCCGGUGUCAACUAUGUCAGAACCACAGAAAACUACUAGAUUUUAAUGCUGCAAAAUUAUCAAAAUCAAAAUCAAAGCAAAAAUAAUUACAAUUUGAUUCUGUUCGAAUUGAGUUGGUGCCCUUAUCUGUAUGUUUUAAGUAUGUGCUGAUCAUUUUAAAAAUGAUUUUGUGCUUGAUUUUUAGAUUAUUGUUAUUUUUAAGUAAAAAAGCAAAAAAUAAAUUUUGAGUGCAAUUCAAUUU
Rhagoletis zephyria (snowberry fruit fly) is the source of this 959-nucleotide messenger RNA. Its product is annotated as peroxiredoxin-6-like. Gene Ontology annotation, biological process: cell redox homeostasis; cellular oxidant detoxification. The record is from RefSeq and is a predicted model, not a curated record. Gene Ontology annotation, cellular component: mitochondrion; cytosol. Gene Ontology annotation, molecular function: peroxiredoxin activity. Lineage: Eukaryota; Metazoa; Arthropoda; Insecta; Diptera; Tephritidae.